AUGUUUCUUUUGAGUUGUAGGGAUGAUUUUCACGAUCAAUAUUGAUUGGUUUAUUUCGCAAUGAGCUUCUGUUUUUGAUGAAGUUUCGAUGUUUAUAUAGCAUCUAUGUAAAAUAACGGCCAGAUUGAUGGACUAUUGUUAUACAGGUUGUUGUGAACCCAUAAAGCCAGUAGCGGCAAAGCCUAUUUGUAAGACAGAAAUGGGUUGAGAUCAGCCAUCAAAGAUCAUCGUUUAAUCUCCUUUUAUUUUCCUCGGCUAGGUGUGGGAAAUGUAGCUUUCAGCUGCAGUGGAACAGUCAAGUGGCCGAUAUCUAAUUAGUGCGGAUUAUCGUCACCUGCUCGCGCCUCUAUUGUCCCACAAGGACUUGGUUAUUGUCUGACCGUGGAGUGAGAAGUUGUUUUAGGGGAUUUUGAGUGGCUUAUAGAGGAUUUAACAUGCCCCAGCGAUCUGAUUGAAAUGGAAACUAUAAACUAGGCCAAUGGUAAUCAAUAGGGAUCACAAAUUAGGCUAAUCUUUCUCUUAUCAAAUCAGAUAUGAAUGUGAAUUAGGCCUGACAGAAAAUGACAGAUACUAACGGGUGAUUUGAAAUAAGAAUAAUGUCAGUGAAUAUCAAGUUUACCUAUCAUUCAGAAGACACUUGUGCCACAUUUGUUGACAUAUUAAUUUAAAUCCUAUAGAUUAAACAUGUUUUUGUUUCAACAUUAGGCCUAGGCUAUUUAAAAUACAGGGUAUUGUCAACAAUAUUGCAUUUCUUACAGAUCGCCUACAUUGUUUAUCGUUUAUUUAUUUUCACAUACCAUCCUCUCCUUAGAAUCCAGACCAUUUUCACACCGACUUCGUUCCCAUGGAAUCGGCUAUUAUCUUAUUAUCGCUACGUUGCCAAUGUCGCGGAUGUGUGAGGCUUUAUUUACAUGACUCUUAGCGAACGGGGCUGAAUGAAUUUAUGACCUUGUAGUCACCCAGCCCCCCAGAUCGCAGUGUUAGUUCCCCAAGAACAGAGCUCCUACCAGGUCAGACAGACGGACAGGGCGGGAGACUCACUGGAGCAUGAAUAUUUACGCUUGGGAUACUCCACGGAAGCCGUUGUUUUGGACGCAGAAGACUCAUUAGCUGCCAUGGGACCGUGCAAGCUGCUGACAUCACUGGUCCUGUCCAUGUGUUGUCAUGUUCUGUACGCUACAGCAUGGUCGGUGAAUAACUUCCUGAUGACUGGACCAAAGGCCUAUCUGACGUAUGCCAGUAGCGUGCAGGUGGGCGCACAGAGCGGGAUUCAGGAAUGCAAACACCAGUUCUCUUGGGACAGGUGGAACUGCCCCGAGAGCGCGCUCCAACUAUCAACUCAUGGACUGCGCAGUGCCACAAGAGAGACGUCUUUCGUCCACGCCAUCAGUGCUGCGGGGGUGAUGUACACUCUCACCAAUAACUGUAGUAUGGGGGAUUUUGAUAACUGUGGAUGUGAUGACUCCCAUAUUGGGCAGAUAGGUGGUAGGGGUUGGAUUUGGGGGGGCUGCAGUGAUAACGUGAAAUUUGGGGAGAAGAUGUCCAAACAGUUUGUGGACGCGCUGGAGAACGGGCACGACUCGCGCGCAGCUGUAAACCUGCACAACAAUGAAGCUGGUAGACUUGCGAUCAAGGCGACCAUGAAGCGAGCCUGUAAGUGCCACGGCGUCUCCGGGAGCUGUUCCGUUCAGACCUGCUGGAUGCAGCUGUCUGACUUCAGAGACAUCGGCAACUACCUCAAAGUCAAACACGACCAGGCGCAGAAACUGGAGAUGGACAAGAGGCGGAUGAGGUCGGGGAACAGCGCGGACAACAGGGGCGCCAUCGCGGACGUGUUCAGCAGCAUCGCCCGGACGGAGCUCAUUUACCUGGAGGAAUCUCCAGACUACUGUACCAAGAACAAGAGCCUGGGGCUCCAGGGAACCGAGGGGAGGGAGUGUCUGCAGGGGGAAAAUAACCUCUCCCAGUGGGAGAAGAAGAGCUGCCGCCGGCUGUGCCAUGAGUGCGGCCUGAGGGUCGAGGAGAGGCGGAUUGAGAUAGUCAGUAGCUGUAAUUGCAAGUUUCACUGGUGCUGCACGGUCAAGUGCGAGCGGUGCACGCAGGUCGUGACCAAAUACUACUGCGCGCGCAGGGAGAGAGUGCGCAGGCCUCAGAACAGCACAAGGAAAAGUGGGAGAAGGUCCCGCGUGCAGCGCAGUUGAUUUGCGCCUGCACAGUCUGUGGUUAUCUAUACCUGAUGAUAACUAUGAAGGGGACAGUUUAUUUUAAUAUUCGCUAUUUAAAACAUGUUUUAUUACAGUUAAUUUUAUCCAUGUUCAUCUGUCUGGGAUUGUAUGUCUUGUAUGUUGUUACCCAAACAUUUUACACGUGAUUUCUCCUGUAACUUGUUUAUGAUCAACAUAUUCUCAUCCAUCCCACAUCGGAUGACAAACUAUUUCCACUUUUGUCCCUCAUUAAAAAUGCACUUUAUAGGCUAACAUUUUGACAAUCGAAUAGAUAUGUGAUAUGUUCUAAAAAAUAUAUAUAUUCCUUUGGUAAAUGUCUAUCAUCACAAUGUUAUUUUGUUAAUGCACGUUUAAGUUUACUUGUCACUUUGGGGGUGUACAAGGAGAAAUAUGGUUGUCUAAAUGGGUUAGAGGCCUAUGCGUACAUUCGGUGUGUCCUCUUUUAUAUUAAUUAUGACAUUGUUUUAAGUGUCAUUAUCACGUUUUUAUUUUUGUACGGGGAAUUGCAUAUUAAAUAUUUGAAUCUUA
Messenger RNA from Oncorhynchus keta (chum salmon), 2753 nucleotides. RefSeq names its product protein Wnt-8a-like. NCBI's taxonomy places the organism in Eukaryota, Metazoa, Chordata, Actinopteri, Salmoniformes, Salmonidae. The transcript has 7 exons. Gene Ontology annotation, molecular function: cytokine activity; frizzled binding. Gene Ontology annotation, cellular component: extracellular region. Bases 1116 to 2201 code for a protein of 361 amino acids. Gene Ontology annotation, biological process: canonical Wnt signaling pathway; cell fate commitment; multicellular organism development. The record is from RefSeq and is a predicted model, not a curated record.